Symbiodinium pilosum is the source of this 598-nucleotide messenger RNA. NCBI's taxonomy places the organism in Eukaryota, Dinophyceae, Suessiales, Symbiodiniaceae. The record is from the annotation of a GenBank genome assembly.
GAUAUCCCGCGCCUAUAGCUUAGAAGAAGCUACUGGGCCGCUGGCAUCCACCUGCACGAGCACGCAAUUUGAGCACUACCCGUCGUCCGCGUAUGUUUCAGAGCCGGCUGAAGGGGAGAUCGGGGUGGAAGUUUGCGACGGACAAAGCGUGACCUUCACAUGUUCGGAGGAGGUAAAGGAUAAAUUUCCUGCAGGUGUGAUGUUGGGCGCAUCGCGCCCUCCCCUGUCUGGUCGAAUGCUUAUGCGAAUAUUACUCCAUCAAAGAAGCUACGCACUUGGAAUUGGGGUUGGGUCAGAGAGCGCCAACCUUCGCAAAGAUCCAGAGUAUGACGAUUGCUUCCUCGGCUUGUACCACGGCGGUCAUUCCGUUAAUGUGGCUGCAUAUCACAAGAGAGUUCACAGAGGUGAAAGAAGUCAUGACUGGGGCGCAGAGACCAAACUCGCCAUUUUGUUCAAUUUCGAUGACGGUAGCAUGCAGUGCUUCAGCGGAUUAGAGCCAUUCGGCGAAGCAGUUUCCAUGAAAAGUGAUGAAUAUUGGCCAAUGGUUGUCUUCUGGAGGGAUGGCGACGCGGCCAGCAUUGCGAUGGACUAUUUGUAG